AUGGAGUGUGUUUUAAGUGUGCACAUAGUCCGCUCGCUGGCGCCGCCGCCGCCCGCGCGCGCCCCCGCCCCCGCGCGCCUCCUCGCCCCCGCUCCGCCCCCCGCCCCCGCGCCCCUCGCCGCUCCGCUGCUGGGCGCGCCGCCCCCGCUGCGCCCGGAGCCCUGGCUGCCGCGCCCCUUCGACUACCAGCACCCGGUGCGCCCCCUCGCCCCGCCCCCCGCCUCGCUCGGCGCAGACCUCAACCAGGAGACCCGGGCCAAGAAGUUCAGCGCCACGCGCUCCCCGUCCUUGGAGAAGGACGACCGGAGCCCGUUCCCACUAAGUGCUAAAUCUAGUGACAGUGACGUGUUCGGUUUUGACGACGUGGCAGUGACGGCCAUGAGCGGCCCCGGUGGUGACCCCGACGCGGGUUCGCCGACCAACUUACGGCGGUUUCGUUCCGUCAGUACUAGACUCAACAUGUGCAGCGUCAGUGAGUCCCCGCUGGACGGACACAAGGAGGUGCAAUCUCCCAAAAUAGUCGAGUGUAGUAGUGCUAAAGAGAAGUCCAACGUGUGCAAGUUUGACUUCUCCCCGCGUUUGUUAGGCGACAGCGGUUCCCCUCGUUUUUUCACUCCGCCUGAGACGGUGUCUCCGGUGUUCUUCCCGGCGGCGUCCCCGCGCUCCGCGUACUACGACUCGGUGCGGUCGCCGCGGUUCUUCCCCGACACGCCGCGCCCCGCGUCCCCCCGCGCCCCCGCCUCCCCCCGCGCCCCCGCGUCCCCCCGCGCGCUCGCCGACCACCAGAACAGAAACAACGGCCUCGGGGACAAACCCAACUCGCCGCGGAUAUUAAACAACAAGCCUAAAAGUCCGAAAGUGUACAGUUAUAAUAAAGAGAACUAUUUCACGUUCGAUAAUGUGGCGACGGAGGACAGUGCGUGUAGGUUGUCGCCGCGACCGAAGCGGUAUUUGGGGAGAAACUCCAUUGAGAAGGAGAAGUAUACGCCCCCAGUAGAUAAAGACGUCAGGAAGUACAGGCGGCAUAACAGCUGCGACACUAAUUAUAAAAACGUCGAUGUGAACGUGCUGAACAGCGAAAACAACAAUCGCGAUCUCGAAACUGAAAGUACCAAAGAUAAAAUAGACAAUGCAGAUGUGGAUGUGGUCGACUGUUGUGUUAUUCUGGACUCUGUGCGUUUGGAUUCCAUUGAGGACUCGGAAAAGACGGAACUGCUAACCCCGAGCCAUUCGAGCUCAGCACAGAUGAGGCGGCAAAGGCUCAAAUCCAUAUCCCUAGAUUCAGAUAAUGCCAAAAUCAUAGAGCAGAACUUAGGGCUGCCUAUAGCGAAACAAAUGAAGGAUCAGAUGAACGAAGCGUAUAAACAAGAGAGUGCUUCUUGCGAGAGCAUCGAGCGAUCGUAUCCGAAGUCCCCGACAGAGAGACCCGUGUUCAAAUUCGAAGGAGAACCAAAAGAGAAGACUCCUGAAGAAGACCCGAAAACGCCAGACCUGAAACAAAAGAAGUGCCUCAGGCAGAGCUCAGAUACACAGUCGUUCUUAGACAUGCCGAGGUUUUCACCGAAAGAAUUCGAGAUUACAGUGACUAGUGAAGAAGGAGACACCACAUCUGCAGAAGUAGAAUCUAAGAAGGAAAAGAAAGCAAAGAAAAACCUCCGAAACUUGACCAUCGAUUUGACGAAACGCGACACCGACCUCGAGAAAGAAUUGCUAGAAUUCGAGAAGUUAUACACCGACGCUGAAGAGAAAAAGGUUAAAACGCCAACACUGAAAGUUAAAGCAACCUCUUUGGACUCUUCAGAGUCCGUCAACCUUUCCCUCCCACAGAAGAAAACGCUAGAUGUGCCACAAAACUCCAUAUCCGUUCCUAACACACCAAAAAGACAGUUGAAACGAAUCUUAGCGCAGAAAAGUAACCAGAGUAAAAUGGGCUACGCGCAGUGUUCAGCUGACCAAAGACGCUUAUACAUGAAAGGUCAAGACAGUGGCAUAUUCCUGCGAGAGAACCACGCGAGCCUCAUGCUGUACCAGCCGGGCACGUCGCGCGGCUCCAGGACCAUGGGCUCCUUCGACGAGAACAUGGCCGAUGCAGACAAGCCAGAGAUCAGCGUCACUGGCUACCACCUCGACUCCACACAGACCCUCGGUUCGAACUUGCUGAACUACAAGCAGAAUCUGAGCGUCUCCAGCACAAACCUGAAGACGUUGCCGGAAGGAGUGCCGUCUGACGACUUCGAGCCGAGCGCGGAAGAAGAGAAGUUUGGCAAGAAGUUGCACAGGAGGAACUCCAACCAAAGCCUCAUGCUGAGUCUGGAUGGGAAGUACUCUACCCACAGUCUCCAAAGCUCUAAUUGCUCGUUGAGUAGCGCUGGAGUCUCUUGCCACAACCUGGCCUCGGUCAGGAAUAGCGUCUCCAACUUCAGUCUGAAUACCGACAACCGACAGAAGAAGCUGUCGUUAGAGAGACGAGACUCGAAUGCCUCUAUGAUGGUCAAUACAGAGCAUUUGACUCCAACGACCAGAGUCAUUUGCUCCUCAAACACAAACCUCUCCGGAGAGACGCAGAAUAAAAACUGUCUGCUUCAAAGGCGAGGGUCGAAUAAUAGCUUGACGCUAAAUAUUCUGUCUACGAAUAAUCUAAGUCGCCAUUCUAGUAACAGCUCCUUGAACAAGGAAGCGAAACCUGGGAUGAAGAAAGGUUUACUCGAGCGUAGAAGUUCAAAUACAUCUCUCACGCUAAACAUUAACAACUCCAACCCACAAUUAUCCGUGAAUCGUGGCCUCAGCAUAUCUAACUACAAUCUGAAUGGUUCCACCUGCAACCUGAGCCGCUAUAACAGCAACCACAGCAUCGACAACCCCGCGCCGGAACCCAAAAAGGGCAUCUUAGAACGACGAAGCUCCAACACAUCCCUAACUUUAAACAUAAGCGGCGCGCAAGAGCCUCGAGACAUAGAGAUAGACGAAAACCUAAUAGACAGUAACCUGAAAGAACUUCAGCAACCGAAACACCGGAAGUCUUUGAGUACGGAAAACUUGAUCCCCAAAUCGUACAAAAGCCGCAUGAGACUUGUGAGUAACGACAGCAAAUGCACGGGCUUCGGCUCCCACGACAACCUGUGGUCCACUUCCUAUAUCGAGCCAGAGAACUGUCCUCAAAACUUGACUUACGUGUGUGGGGACCAGGACAAUGAGCUCAUCUACGCUUUCGGCGCUUCAAGUACCGAUCCGAACUACCAACAAGGCUUCACUCGCAACAUAACAACCAAGCCUUUAUCCCCGCAAACCACGUCAGAAGACUUCCGUCUAUAUCUGGCCAACAUGCAGCACCUACAGAACGCUUCAAGCGUGCUAUCCAGACAGCAGUUACGGGACUUAAACGACGUAUUCCAAAACGGCUACUCUAAAGUCAAAUGCCACAGUCUACCGGACGGGCAGCCCUGCUGCUCCGGUACGGUUAAAGAGUCAGACCUCUCGAAAGACAACCCUCAAAUGGAGAUCCCAGAGCCAGCCAUCCCCCUUCCUUGUUCUGAAUACCAGAAGAAGUUACUAAGGAGUCUUCACCAGGAGUUCUGGGAUAUGCCGACCAAUUUCCAAGAGAAGCCGAUAGUGUCUGGGUCCAACUCCAAGAAUAGAUACAAGACCAUCCUGCCGAAUGAACAUUCAAGGUUCAUUCUGAAAGAUGACGGCGCCGCCGCUGAGGCGUAUAUCAAUGCCAAUUUUAUCAAGGGGCACGAGUACACAAAGAACAGCUACAUCGCGACCCAGGGACCCCUCCAGAACACAAUCUACGACUUCUGGCUGAUGGUGUACCAGAACCAGGCCGCCUUCCGAGCCAGCAAACCCCCAGACCCCGCCGCCUGCUGCUACGGGGUGCAAAAAGUCGUCAUGCUCACAAACUUCAUAGAGAACAACAGGCAGAAGUGCGAAAAGUACUUCCCGCUUGACCUAAACGAAGAGGUCACCUUCGAAAGCCCCGAUCCUACAGACACAACCACCUUCUUCGAUGAAUCUGUUACGGAUGAACCUAAGAACAGCUUUAGGAUUAAAAACAACGGGGUUAUUACCAAGUCUGGGUAUACGAUACGCAAACUCGAAGUGACUUACAUUAGGCAAGUGAAGUGCGCGAGUGAAACAGACAGUGUGAUUGUGCACCACUACUGGUUCCACAACUGGGCCGACCACAAGUGUCCUAAAGACGUGAACGCGUUGUUGAACCUCAGUCUGGAUAUAAUGAAGGAUUCCAACAACGAUUUCAGCCAAAGAAGUGAUGUGGUGGACGAAUUAUGCAAGUGUGCGGACAGCCCGCAGCCUAAUCCAAAGUUUUUGUUUCCCCCGGUCGAUGAUAUGCAGAGCCCUUGUGACGUUCAAGUUAAUUUCUCCGCUCCUUUAGACUUUUCGAAUGAGAGUCUUUCGCCUCCAACUAUAAUCCACUGUUCAGCGGGUAUAGGAAGGACUGGAUGCCUAAUCGCCAUUCUAAACGGCAUCAAACAGUUGACGAACGAACAGAAAGUGGAUGUGCUAGGCAUAGUGUGUAAUAUGCGGCUAAAUCGCGGAGGCAUGGUGCAGAACUCUGAACAGUACGAGCUGAUCCACAAAGUGCUGUGUGUGUUCGAACAAGCCUGCUUGCCUGGGUUAUAGUGCACGUGAGAAUUUACAAAUAAUUUUUAACUGCUCAUGGCAAAGUUUUUUUUAAUGUGGCAAAACUGGCAAAGCUUAUUUCGAUGUUGGCAACAUUUUAUUAGAAUCCACACUAUAGUCCAGAUAAUCUAGUCUGCCGAGCGUGGAGGUUAGUGGAGGUAUGUUCUGUGAUGUCCACGCUUGGCAGGCAAGUUGGAGUAUACUUUAUACAAAUAUAACGUAUUUCAGUAAUACCAAAAAUAAUUCUGAUAUUUAUUUACCUGUCCUUCUGGGUCAGUGAAUUAAGCUUUGCCGUUUAUAAAUGUGCGUGUGUCGUUAUUGUUAAGAUAGGGCUGUCAGAAAGCUUUGUGAAACAAAUAGAACUUAACAAAAUAACAGGAUUUUAGCACAUAAUAGCCAGUUUUUAAGUCCUUGAUGAACUAUGUAUUUUUUAAGGAGGCACAAAUUUAAUUGUAUAUUUUAAGAGAGCGUAGUGUUUAUAUGAAAUUAGGAAUUUAACUACAUUUAAAUGUGACGUAACUUAUUGUUUUUGUAUAGACAGAUAGA
This is a messenger RNA of Plutella xylostella (diamondback moth), 5187 nucleotides long. The record is from RefSeq and is a predicted model, not a curated record. NCBI's taxonomy places the organism in Eukaryota, Metazoa, Arthropoda, Insecta, Lepidoptera, Plutellidae.